This is a messenger RNA of Cottoperca gobio, 3119 nucleotides long. Its product is annotated as growth/differentiation factor 8-like. The coding region runs from base 1 to 1080 and encodes 359 amino acids. The record is from RefSeq and is a predicted model, not a curated record. Gene Ontology annotation, molecular function: growth factor activity; cytokine activity. Gene Ontology annotation, cellular component: extracellular region. The transcript is spliced from 3 exons. NCBI's taxonomy places the organism in Eukaryota, Metazoa, Chordata, Actinopteri, Perciformes, Bovichtidae.
AUGCUCCUCUUUCUCGGCCUGACCGUCUUCUUCUCUGCGAGCUUUUCCAUGGAGAUGAACCAAACCUCCAAACUGUUUGCGGAGAGUGGAGAGCAAUGCUCGGCCUGCGACUUUCGCGAGCACAGCAAGCAAAUGAGGCUCCACAGCAUCAAGUCGCAGAUCCUCAGUAUCCUGCGGCUCGAACAGGCUCCCAACAUCAGCCGGGACAUGAUCCGCCAGAUGCUCCCCAAAGCGCCUCCUCUGACGCAGCUCCUGGAGCAGUACGACCCGCGGGUGGAGGAAGAGGACCACGCCACCACGGAGACCAUCAUCACCAUGGCCACCAUGCCUAAUCCAAUCGUCCAGGACGAGUCAUCCUCGUGUUGUCUGUUCACCCUCAGUCCAAAGAUCCAACCCAAAAACAUCCUGCGCGCUCAGCUGUGGGUUCACCUGAGGCCAGCUGACAUGGUCACAACCAUCUUCCUGCAGAUUUCCCGCGUCAAACCCGGGAAGGAGGGAAACAACACCCGAGUCAGAGUCCGCUCCCUGAAGAUCGACGCCGGUGCUGGCGCCGGUUCCUGGCAGAACAUUGACAUCAAGUCUCUGCUGCAGGCUUGGCUGCGUCAACCGGAGAGCAACUACGGGAUCGAGAUCAACGCCUACGACUCCAACGGAAAAGAUCUGGCUGUCACCUCAGCAGAGCCUGGAGAGGAAGGACUGCAACCGUUCAUCGAAGUGAAGAUCCUCGACAGCCCCAAGAGAUCCCGCCGUGACUCAGGCCUCAACUGCGACGAGGAGUCUGCAGAGACCCGCUGCUGCCGCUACCCACUCACUGUCGACUUCGAGGAGUUCGGCUGGGACUGGAUAAUCGCGCCCAAACGCUACCGUGCCAACUACUGCUCAGGUGAAUGCGAGUUCAUGCACCUGCAGCAGUACCCACAUGCACACCUGGUGAACAAGGCCAACCCGCGGGGCACAGCGGGGCCCUGUUGCACGCCUACAAAGAUGUCAUCCAUCAACAUGCUCUACUUCAACCGCAAGGAGCAGAUCAUCUACGGAAAGAUCCCAUCCAUGGUGGUGGACCACUGCGGCUGCUCCUGAUUUAAAAAAGAAAGUCUAAACCUAGACCAUCACAUCUAUGAAAGAGAUGCAAGGAGCUUUCUCAAGGACAGGACAGUUGUUUUUAGUUUCAUACUUUGUGCUAGAUAUCAGACAAACAAGACGUGUUAAUCCAAAGAUAUUCUUCAAUAAUCAAAACUUCUUAAAAGAGAAACAGUGAGCAUUAUAGUUAUACACUCCCUUAGACAUUACAGUCACACCACAUAUCCAGAAGGUGCAACUCAGACCAUGAACAGUGGGGGGCAGUAUAUGGGAUGUACUACAGCAGACUGUAAACAGACAAGAACAAUGGCGGAAAGUUUUGAAGAAAAACAAAUAGAGUUUGUCGCCACUGUCCCUUUUUCUUCACAAUGUAGUUACUUUCUCAUGUUUGCUUAUGUUUAUUUUAUUCCUCCUGGUGCACACAGAGUAUGCAGGCCUUAUGAGAACAAUGCAACGCCUGCUGGUAAAAAGCAAGUAAUAAUUCAUUAAUAAAAACCAAGAUAGAUAAUAGAUAAUAGAUUCCUGCUGUUUCCUGUCCUCCUGCCUUAUGAAAAACUGUCCUAAGUUGAGCCUUGACCAGAACAAACCCUGCAGGACGUCUUCCAUGUGCGUCUUUAUUUUGAAAAACAUGAACCUAAUGACUCAGCUGACAGAUCGACCUUCCCCUUCCCAACACUUGUUUGCAAAGUCCUCGCUGUGAUCUGUUUUUAAGAGCGUCACAGUGAUAGAGAGAAGCUGCCUUGACCAGCACAAGGGACAGUGAUCAACCUCCAAUCAAAUCUUAAUUGUACCCCAAACACAGUUCACUCGAGGCCUAAAGGUUGCAAAGCUUUUUAAAUAAUAUUUUCCUUCUUCUUCUCUGCCAUUUUGCAAUUUAUCUUCUUCAUGUUCUCUAGCUUGCAUGCACUAAACAUUUACAGGAUGAAGAGUAGAUUGACACCACACUGAAACGCAGUAUUCCUGUACCCUUAAAGUGUCUGGAGUUUGGAUCAAUAGUGAUGUAACAAUGUACUAACACACACACACUUCUACAUCGCUGCAGAAGGAUGAGAAGCUAAACCACUGGAGGUCAGCAACAACAAGAUGUUAGGACGUUUUAACUUCAACUUUGGUACAAGACAUUAAAAAUAAAUGCUGAGCAUAAGCUACAACAAGAUGAGGACCUGCUCAUAUAAAUAGUUUCUUUAUAUCCUCGUAGGGACACUUUCCCCCUGGUAAUAGUCAGAGUGGAGCAGCAUGAGUGGUGGUUGUCAGCAACACUGGUUUACAGAUUAAACUAAUAUUUUUAUGUCAUUGGGAAGCAACGAAACACUGAUUUGCAUGGCUCCACACGAAAACCAGACCUCGAACUUUAACCCUAACCUUCCUUCCAUGGAGCAACAAGAAGAAAAUCAGAAUGUAAAAGUAGUUUUGGAUCCAAAUCACUGGUAAUAGUGUACAAACAGCCAGGGAAGUUUCAGAUCCAUCUGCCAAUUACAACGUGAGGGCAGGAACUGUGAUCUCAGAGGGAGGUUUGAUCUCAAUUUAAAGCCGAGUGCAGAUGUCCUGACUGUUGUUGUGCUUCACAGGGUUUCUGACCCAAAAGCCUUUGUUCUGCUGUUGGAACAGAACGUCCACAGUUGCACAUGUGUGUGCGUUAUGUUCUGCAGUGAACAAAAUGUCCAUCCAAGUUAUUUGAUGCCCAUUGGUUCACUUACCUGCAGAAACAGGAGAAAAAAAAGCCCAGGUGAGCAGUUUUAUCCUAUUUUUAUUGUUUCAUUAUGCUCAUCUCUACAAGUGAAACAAAAAAACAAAGAUUGAAGUUUCUGUUCUUGCAUUCACAUGUGACCCGACUGUCGCAAACAUAUUUCAAGGCGGUUUCAAGUUUCUGCAAGUUGAUUUUCUCACAGAAUAUUGCUGAAAUGGACAGAAACCAAUGAUUCAUGCAUUGGAAAAUAGUCAACAUUAAUGUAAAGUAUGUACUUAUACCAAUUAUGUAAUUUUAAACACAAGGGUGGUCCUUUAAAGAUAUGUUCUGCUAUCAGUGUUGUUACCUGUCA